AUGGCUGACCUUCUUAAGGGAGUGAAAUUGCAGAAGAAAGACGGUAGUAGCGCAAAUGCUGAAGACGUGCUCAAGGAUAAAGUCGUAGGAUUGUACUUCUCAGCUCAUUGGUGUCCACCAUGCCGUCAGUUCACUCCCGUGUUGAAGGACUUCCACGAUGAACUUGCAGAUAGUGGAGAAUUUGAGAUUGUGUUUGUGUCUUUCGAUAGGAGUGAAUCUGAUCUUAAAAAGUAUUUGGAGGAAGCCCACGGCGACUGGUAUCACAUUCCCUUCGGAUCUCCUAAAAUCCAAGAACUCGCUACAAAGUACUCUGUUAGCGGCAUUCCUGCUUUGAUUAUAAUCAGCUCAGAUGGCAAAGAAAUAACCAAGAAUGGAAGGAGCGAUGUUCAGGGCAAAGCACCUAAAGCUGCUCUUAGUGCAUGGAAAUCCGCUUAA
Messenger RNA from Ostertagia ostertagi, 435 nucleotides. The record is from the annotation of a GenBank genome assembly. Lineage: Eukaryota; Metazoa; Nematoda; Chromadorea; Rhabditida; Trichostrongylidae.